This is a messenger RNA of Meleagris gallopavo (turkey), 964 nucleotides long. RefSeq names its product phospholipase C zeta 1 (gene PLCZ1). Gene Ontology annotation, molecular function: phosphatidylinositol-4,5-bisphosphate phospholipase C activity. Gene Ontology annotation, cellular component: nucleus. NCBI's taxonomy places the organism in Eukaryota, Metazoa, Chordata, Aves, Galliformes, Phasianidae. The record is from RefSeq and is a predicted model, not a curated record. Gene Ontology annotation, biological process: positive regulation of cytosolic calcium ion concentration involved in egg activation; lipid metabolic process; intracellular signal transduction.
GGUGAUGGCCUGCCAAAUGCUAGCAAUGCCGUCAAAGUGAAGAAAAAGGAGCUGGCAACGUGGAGCCACCAUGGAGGAGAACAGGUGGUUUUUGAACAUCAUUCAGGAUGACUUCAUGAAUGGGAAGAUUGAUUUAGAUAGCACCAUUAAACUACUUGAAAAACUGCACAUGCCUUUUAAUCUCGCCCAUGUGAAACAUGUUUUCAAGAAAACAGUCGACAAGCGGAAGAUACAUACUAUUAACAUGGAAGACUUCAGAGCAAUUUAUCGAGCUAUUGUACACAGAAAUGAAUUUCAUGAAAUUUUCUGUGCUUACUCUCAAAACCGCAAAUAUCUUGCUGACACCGAGCUCACUGAAUUUCUCAAAAAAGAACAAUUUAAAACUGAAGAUGCUGAAACAACUGCCUUAGAAGUUAUUUUGAAGUAUGAACCCAUUGAUGAAGUUAGGAAAAGAAGACAAUUGUCAUUUGAAGGGUUUAUAAGGUACAUGAGUUCAGAAGAUUGUACAGUAUUCAAAAAAGAGCACCGGACCGUCUACCAAGAUAUGAACCACCCGUUAUGUGACUAUUUUAUUUCAUCUUCUCACAAUACCUACUUGGUAUCUGACCAGCUAAUAGGACCCAGCGAUUUAAAUGGAUAUAUCAGUGCUCUGUUAAAAGGAUGUCGUUGUCUGGAAAUUGACUGCUGGGAUGGCUCAAACAAUGAUCCUGUUGUGUAUCAUGGUCACACCUUAACAAGCAAACUUACAUUUUGUUCUGUAAUUCACGCAGUAGACAAGUAUGCUUUUGCGGCAUCUGAUUAUCCAGUUGUGCUGUCUUUGGAGAAUCACUGCAGCCCUAAGCAACAAGAAAGGAUGGCAGAAUAUUUACUAACUAUUCUAGGUGAUAAACUUCUUACUUCAACAAUUGGUGACAUAGCGGUGACUCAACUACCUUCUCCUGAGGUAAUAAUUUUUUUUUUUUAA